AAAACUUGGCGUUGCCGUGGUGCAUGGACACAGACAAGAUCGGAGAUUAGCCCUGGGUUCUUCUUUCCCUUGAGUUACAAUCAUCUCAUUCAGUUUUAAACUGGAGAAUGUGCUACAAGAUAACUAUUUGUGUUUUGCUUGUCUUACUUCUUCCCAAAGCAAGUUCACUGCUCACAGCGCGUGUAGUGAACGGGACUGGGUGGGCAGGUCGCCUGGAGAUUCUGUACAACGGAACAUGGGGCACAGUGUGUGAUGAUGAAUUUACAAACAUUGAUGCACAGGUGGCCUGCAGGAUGCUUGGCUUUACCGGCUCUGGAGCCGUUGCUGUGUCCUCUGCUAUGUACGGGCAGGGUCAAGGCAAUAUUUUACUUGACGAUGUCGGGUGCCAUGGAAUAGAAACAAGCUUGGAGCAAUGUCCUCAUCGGGGCUACUACAGGCACAAUUGUCGCCCCUCCGAAGACGUCGGCGUUAUCUGCAACAAUCGAAGCCUGUCACUCUACAUUGUGGUCGCAGCAAACUCAGCAGCCACUAGUUAUCCAUUAUUAGAAGGAACAAGUGUCACUUUGAAGUGCGAGAGAACUCAACAUAAUCAAACCAUGACACAGUUCACCUGGCCAGAGACUGCAGGUGGUCGUCCUUCCGGGGAAUACCUGACCUUUGACAACGUGACCAGAGACCAUAACGGAAAGCGAGUGAAGUGUGAAGGCAGCUAUCUCUUCAGUGUGGUCAGACAAUCAAGUGAAAUACUAGAGUUACAAGCUUACUAUCGUCCUUUCAUCAACGUAACAUCAAAAGAUAAUGCAUGUAAAGCAGUCAACGGCUUUCCCAACCACUGCGCCGUUACUGAGGGAGACAAAUUUACACUUCAAUGUGAAGCUGACAGCAACCCUCCUCCUGCUACCAUCACGUGGUCUGGCAGAGCUGGCAAUAGUUCCGGACAAUUGUCAAUCGUAUCAGCAAACCGAGUACAACACAGUGGCGAAUACGUGUGUACAGUUGCUACACAGUCUCGUACUGAUGACACACGUCUUCCUCUGAGAUCGUCACAUCGACUCACUGUCGUCAUUAAAUGUAACAACAGAUGGUUAUUUCGUAUUGUUAUUUAG
This is a messenger RNA of Pomacea canaliculata, 1106 nucleotides long. RefSeq lists its product as uncharacterized. The transcript has 5 exons. NCBI's taxonomy places the organism in Eukaryota, Metazoa, Mollusca, Gastropoda, Architaenioglossa, Ampullariidae. Gene Ontology annotation, cellular component: membrane. Bases 108 to 1106 code for a protein of 332 amino acids. The record is from RefSeq and is a predicted model, not a curated record.